Messenger RNA from Daucus carota subsp. sativus, 943 nucleotides. Its product is annotated as protein LURP-one-related 17. The transcript has 2 exons. NCBI's taxonomy places the organism in Eukaryota, Viridiplantae, Streptophyta, Magnoliopsida, Apiales, Apiaceae. The record is from RefSeq and is a predicted model, not a curated record. The coding region runs from base 125 to 781 and encodes 218 amino acids.
UUACAUGGUAAUAGUAACACAAAUCAAACUUUUAUUCUUGUCCUUAUAAGUAUCUCAAAGUCCUUGUUAGUGUUCCUUUACUUCCAAACAUACAAAUCAGGAAAAAAAAGCUCAGCAUACAAAGAUGUUUCUUUUCUUAAGAUCUCUGUCAAGAACAGUUCAUGAAGUCCAUGAAGAGCAUCAUGAAGAAGACUAUGUAAUCGACGAGGCUUCGUAUAAAUCACUGACAGUGUGGAGGAAAUCUCUGGUUCUUAGUUGCAAUGGAUUCACGGUGAUUGAUUCAGAGGGUGAUUUGGCUUAUAGGGUUGAUAAUUAUUGUGAGCAUCCGAGUGAAAUAAUUCUCAUGGACGGAUGUGGCAAAUCCAAGUUUACUCUUUGUCGUCGUAAGCAGAAGUUGAGGUUGGUUGAUAAAUGGCUUAUUUACAACGACGAAGACGACGACAACAAUUCUGCAGAUGACACCAAGCAUCCGAUUCUGGUUGCGAAAAAACAAAUCAAUCACAUGUUGCAGCAAAACGGAAAUGUGCUUGCUCAUGUGUACGCAGCCACGAGUUCGAAUAAAAUGCAUGCAUACGUGAUUGAAGGAUCUUAUGCACACCGAUCCUGCAAAUUUUACGAUAAAUCGAGAAAAGUUGUCGCGGAGAUCAGGAAAAAGGAAGCGGCGAUCGGAGGAGAGGGAGUUUCGUUCGGAUUAGAUGUUUUCGUGUUGAUCAUAAGGCCAGGUUUCGAUCAGGGGGUGGCAAUGGCUAUCGUUUUGCUUCUUGAUCAGAUGUUUUCGUAGUUUUCGAAACUUAAUUAGUUUGGUUUUUUGAUUUAAUGUUUUUGAAGAUCGUUAGUGUGCUUCUGUAUAGGGAAUGGCUUUUGGUGCGAGCUGUAUAAACGGUGUUUUUCUCGUUAAUAUCACCAUUGGAGAUAUCUUUUAUGAAGAUGAAAACUUAAGGAC